AUGCCGCCGAAAGGCAGCGGGGCGAGAUGCCGGAUCAAUGUGGUCAAGAGGGAGCGGGGCGAGCCCUGCAUAUACGGUCCUGACCGCGACGACCUGGCCGCGGCCACAGCGGAUAAGGCUCGCCUCGCGAGGAUGCCGGAGACGGGGCAGCGCGCGGAGCUCCGCCGCUUGCAAGCAGAGCACGCGCAGGCGCCCCCAACAGACUCCCAGGGCGGCGCGCAGCCGGGGCCCGACUCCUCGGACGGCGGAAGGAAGGGCCUCGAGAAUGACUUGGCGCGGAGGUGGCGGAGGUGGGAGCGGUCGACCAGGCUGCAGCCAGCGGCCCUGAUCCUGAAGCAGCGCAUCGACGCGCUGCUGCAGACCGAGCGGGAGUCGAAGCUGGGGGAUGAGCGAGCCGAGGGCGCAGAGCAGGCGCUGCUAAUGCUGCACCAGCAUUGGUGCGAGGGGAACGACGUCCACGACGAGGAUCGUUGGAGGCAGCCUGCCCUGCAUCGAUCUCGCGGCGGCCAGCACCCGUACCCGGGCUUCUCGAACUUGUUCAACACCUGCUACCUCAACGCGCCCCUGCAGUGCCUGCUCCACUGCCCCGCCGCGCGCGCCGCGCUCCUGGGGGCGGAGUGCGAGGGCGAACCGCUGCUUGUGCAGGACGCCGGCGCCUGCGUGCGCGGAGCGCCGCUGCCCGCGGAGGACGUCGGUGGCGCGGUGCCCGCGCCCGCCCGCGUGGACCGCUGGUCCCCGCACGCCUUCUUGGACGCGUUCCUCGAGAUGCACUGGGUGGACUUCAGGCUGGGGAGGCACGGGGACGCGAGCGAGGCGCUGUCGUUCGUCGUGGAUGACACGCAGGGUCUCCGCCGUCUCUUCCAGACAGGAUGCGGCGAGGAGGUCAUGCUGAGGCUGCCAGCUUUCGUGGACGGGGCAGACGACGGCGACGACGCCUUGUCGCCGCAGGACUUCUUCCUCGACGGGGGCGCCCAGAGAUUGGACGCGCGAGAGCUGCUCCGCCGCGGCGUCUCCAUGGGCGGGCGACUGCGAUCGAAGCCCGAGCUGCUGGCGGUCCACGUGCCCCAGAGAUGGGAGCGAGGCGACGGCACGGCGCUCUUCCUCGGCAGCUGCGACAUCGCGCCCUACUGGAGCGAGCUCCCAGAGGUGGUUCUGAGGGCGGUGGGGGAAGACGUCGCAUACCGCCUGCGCGCCUACGUGCAGUACAUCCUGCCCGAGGGAUCGGACGUCAUCCCAUCCCACGUCCUGAGUGACCCGCAGGGCCACUUCGUGGCCCACUUCGAGAAGGACGGGAGCUGGUACACUGCGGACGACCUGGGCGAUCGGCCGCACGUGGUCCAGUGGGCGCCUGGCACCGAGCACAAGAUACCUUGCAUGAUCUUCCUUGAGAAGGUGGACUCCAGGGCGGCCCGCGCCGAGGCAUGCCCGUGGCCGCCCGGGCCGGUCGUCGACGGCGCGGAGGGCGCGGGCGACGACGGCGACGGCGACGCGGACGGCGAGGUCAGCCCUGGCCUCGGCGGAGCGUCCGACAUGGACGAGGGUGGCGGGGCCGGCGACGUUGGCGGGCUGGGCGCGCGGAAGCGGCCCGCGGCGGCCGCGAGGAGCGGCGCCCCUCCCAAGAAGCGGCUCCGCCUCCGACGGAAGCAGAGCGUGGCUGGGAGGCAGCAGAGCCGCGCCGGGAGGCAGCAGAGCCGCGCCGGGAGGCAGCAGAGCCGCGCCGGGAGGCAGCAGAGCCGCGCCGGCAGGCAGCAGGAGAAGCAGCAGAGCCGCGCCGGGAGGCAGCAGGAGAGGCAGCAGAACCGGGACGGUCGGCAGGACCAGAAGCGCGGUUUCAAGCCGGAGGAGGUGCUCCGGCAGGGGCGGAAGCCGAAGAGCAAGGGAGACAACGCCGACGGGUCCCGGCAGGACGCCCAGAACAACGCCGCCGCCCCGGUCCUCCGCAGCAGCAGGGAGGCGAAGGGCUUGCAGGCGGCGUGCGACGCGCGCCGGGAGUGCGGCGACCUGUUCUUGCUCUUGCACCUCCUGGAGCCGCUGGCCGCCACCGACGACCUCCUUAAGCACUACCCGGACUUCUUCGUCUACGCGGGCGACGACUGCGCCAACCGAUGGGCGACGUUCCUGCGCGCCCCCGAUCGGCCUGGCAAGUUGGCUGGCAGGCUGCGGGAGGCGCUCGGGGUCACGGAGAGAGAGAUUUCCGACGCCAAGCGCCGAUUGGAGAGCGGGGAGUGGCACGUGCACCACGUCGCGGAGCUCCUGGACGAGCGUCUGAAUUCCGCCCACAGCGCCCACUCCGUGGCGGCCGCGGUCCGCUUGGCCGUGGGCGACGGGCCGGGCGCGCAGGGCGACGGCAACCCGCUGAGGGCGCACCUGGCCGAUGCGUGGCAGCGCAGACCCUGCAACCGCGGCCCGCCCCGGCACUCGGCCAUGCCUGCGCGCCUUCGGGAUCGCUCUGAGUGGUUCCAGUGCCCCGCGCCUGCGCUGCAUUAUGCCUGCCGCAUGUGCGAGGCCGAGUUCCCCAACAGGGAGGCGUUCAAGGCGCACCAGGGCAGAGUCCACGGGGGGCAGCGGUGGUACCAGUCGCAGUAUGUGGCGCGGUGCGAGCUGGAGCCCUACCAGCCGUCGCCGACCGAGGAGCGCCAGGUGGUUGCCAGGUUCCACAUUUCCCAGUGCUGCGCCACCGUCGACCCCGUGGACGAGCCGUUUGUCCCGAAGCCCGAAUCGGAGGUGCAGAAGCAGCUGCUCCACGCGGAGAUCGUCGGCAGGAUCAUCGGCAAGAUCGGUCAGGGGGGGCCCGCGGAGGAGAUCUCCCUGCAGGCGGCCGGCGCGGCGGAGUCGGCAGCCCGAGCUCAGGCGGCGUGUCAGGCGAGGGAGCCCCGCGCUUUCCAGGCCUGCGUCUGCUGCGCCAUGCAGCAGUGGUCCGAGAACCUCCACUCGGAGUACCUCGUCGGCGACAAGUGCACCAUAAAGAACCGAGCCCAGUUCGCGGACUGCCUGUCGGCCGAGUGGUAUCACCAACGAUGGCCCCUCAUACCGCGCGACGAGCUGAUGUCGUCGGCCGUGGACUUCCCCCACAACGACUGCGAGGGCUCGCCGACGUCCACGAAGGUACUCUUGCACAAGAGGCGCGUGCCGCCAGAGGCGCUCGAAGGGAAGGUGCCAGUGAAAGUGUGCGACGAUUGCCGGAGAGACCUGUGGUCUGAUCACCCCAAGGUGCCGCUGAUGGCGCUAGUAAACGACCUCUGGCUGGGCCGCCACCACCCUAUGCUCAGGAAGGCCGCUCUCGCGCACCAGUUGCUGCUCGCGCUCGGCCGCGUCGUGUCCACGAAGAUCUACUUGUCCAGCAAGGGCGCCGACAAGGCCGUCCGGCAGGAGCAGCAGUCGUGGAGACAGAAGUUCUUGCAGUACGCCAUGCAGGGCACCGCCAUCGUGUUCGGGAACGGGAAC
Messenger RNA from Prorocentrum cordatum, 3444 nucleotides. Lineage: Eukaryota; Dinophyceae; Prorocentrales; Prorocentraceae. The record is from the annotation of a GenBank genome assembly.